AUGGGGCCCAAACCGAUAUUGAAACGAAAGGCUCAGUCGCAGCCGGCGACAAAGUCCAAAAAAAUCCACCUGGAUAAGGCUGAAAAGCCUGAAAAGAAGCGAAGUCGACCUGUGACCGCGACCUUGCCUCCACCAGAGGCCAGUGGGACCGACUCUGAAGAUGACGACGAGGAUCAGGCUGCAGACGAUGAGGAAGACGAAUGGGAUGGUGUUGACGACGACGGCGACGUGGAGAUGGAGAACGAAUCGCCUCAAAACGCUACAAAACCAGCAAAAGAUCCCAACGCUGCCAGGGAAUCGCACAAAGCACAAAAGGCAUUGCUUCAGGAACGCAAGGCGGCCAAACCGCAUUCGAAUCUGUUGGCUGAAGCCAAACGUAUCUGGGCUCUCGCCCGAAAAAAGGACAUCAAACCUGCCGAACGACAGAAACAUGUCCAGGAACUCAUGUCCACGAUCAGGGGAAAGGUCAAGGAGAUUGUGUUCAAGCACGAUGCCAGUCGUAUUGUGCAGACGAUCGUCAAGUAUGGAGGACAGAAGGAGCGAGACGAGAUUGCUUCGGAGCUGAAGGGCAGGUUCAGGGAGUUGGCGCAGAACAAGUAUUCCAAGUUCUUGGUGACCAAGCUUAUUCGAUUCUGUUCCUCGCAACGACAGUCGAUACUAUUGGAAUUCCAACCUCAAGUUCUCCGCUUGUUGCUUCACCGCGAAGCUACCUCCGUGCUCGCAGAUGCCUUCGAACUCUACGCCAACGCCUACGAACGGUCCAUCCUUCUCCGUGAAUUCUAUGGCAAGGAAGCCACUCUCUUCACAAUAACAUCCGGCAGCGAGGAGGACAAGGAGAAGGCCCGCAAGGGCCUCAACGGGUACCUCGAGGGUGUGGACGUCGAACGGAAACGACGAAUCAUCAGAUCGGUCAAGGAAAACCUGACGACAGUUUUCAACAACCCAGAUAAGGGUGCCGUGACACACGCCAUCAUCCACAGGGUGCUAUGGGAGUACCUGCAGGCCCUGAACUCUCUUCCCGAGGAGGAGGAACGGGAAAAGCUUCGCAGAGAGAUGUUUGAGACUUGCCAGGAAGUCCUCGCCGAAAUGGUACACACCAAAGACGGAAGCAGGGUCGUCCGUGAAUUCCUGGCCUGUGGAACUGCCAAAGACCGGAAGCAGAUCCUCAAAGUGCUCAAGCCACACAUCGAACGAAUGUGCCUCGACGACGAAGCCCAACUCGUUCUCUUCACCGCACUGGAUGUUACCGACGACACAAAACUCCUCGCCAAGUCCAUAGUCUCAGAAAUCGUCAACUCGGCCGAAAAGCUCUACACGACCGUCCAAGGACGUCGCGCCCUCCUCUAUCUCAUCGUCCCGCGCUCAAGACGACACUUCACCCCCGCCCAAAUCGCCUCGCUGGCCGAAACAGACGAGACCAGGUCCCGGACGAGCAAAAAGUCGCCCGAGAACAGGGAGAGCGAGAUCCGCACAUCCGCGAGCGAGGGGCUGAUAUCGUGGGUCCAGGAGGAAGCUUCGACGCUCAUCAGGGAUCCUGGCGCCAGCUUGGUCGUCACCGACAUCAUGCUGAACGCUGAAGGUGACAAGUCGAGUGCCAUCGCUUCGCUUCUUAGCGCUAUCACCAUCCCUUACCCACCCGACGAAAUCUCGAAAGACGCGCACCCUAUCGAUCUGGCUCAUACCUCCCGGCUCUACAAAACCCUCCUGCAAGGCGGCCAUUAUAACCACAAGACCCAGUCUAUCGAGCCUGCUCGGGAUUGGAAGCCGGCAGCGUUCGCGGUCCAGUUUGUCAACACCUUGGGCAAGGACCUCGUCGUGGCGAUGUGCACCAAGGGCGAGCAGAACGGGUGCUUCGUCGUUGCGGAGCUCUGCCAGGCGCUCGUUAGUGGUGACGAAAAGGAGGCGAGGAAGAGCGUGAAAGAGUGGUUUACGAAGGAGGUUAGGAAGACGGUGGAGGACAGCGAGGCGAGGGGUAAGAAGGUUCUCCUGGAGAAGUUGGAAUUGUUGUAG
Messenger RNA from Coprinopsis cinerea okayama7#130, 2010 nucleotides. Its product is annotated as puf family RNA-binding protein. Gene Ontology annotation, cellular component: nucleolus. The record is from RefSeq and is a predicted model, not a curated record. Gene Ontology annotation, biological process: regulation of translation. NCBI's taxonomy places the organism in Eukaryota, Fungi, Basidiomycota, Agaricomycetes, Agaricales, Psathyrellaceae. Bases 1 to 2010 code for a protein of 669 amino acids. The transcript is spliced from 6 exons. Gene Ontology annotation, molecular function: mRNA binding.